Molecule: messenger RNA, 1848 nt
Organism: Eucalyptus grandis
Lineage: Eukaryota; Viridiplantae; Streptophyta; Magnoliopsida; Myrtales; Myrtaceae
Product: transcription factor bHLH91
Exons: 4
Coding region: 111-1622 (503 amino acids)
Biological process (GO): anther wall tapetum development; regulation of DNA-templated transcription
Molecular function (GO): protein dimerization activity
Source: RefSeq, a predicted model, not a curated record
UGUCCCUCCUAACCUCCCACUGCAACUCCCCUCCUCUCUCUCUCUCUCUCUCUCUCUCUCUAAAAGCUGAUAAAGAAGAUCGCGCCGGCGAAUACCCACCUGGGGAAACCAUGGAGGAGACGGCCGAGUGCUUCGCCGUGGCCUUUCCGGAAACGGGUCCCCAUCAUCAGCGGGAUAACGGCGUCGGCGAUCUCCAUUGCCAUUAUCAGCAGCAGGGGCUAAUGGGGUUCGCGGCCGAGGACGGCGGCUGCGGCGGCGGCGGGGAUCGCCGGGACGUCUCCCGCGUCGCGAUGGAAGAAGGGUUCCACCGGGUCGGGCCGGGGGACGAGGAUUAUGGCGAUGUGAAUCAGGUGGUCCUGCCGCCGCCGCCGCCGCCGCCGCCUUACGGUGGUGGCCAGUGUUCUUCGGAUUGGAACUACGCUGCUGCUCCGGGGACGGAGGGCUUGAGCCACGACAUGAUGGGCCAGCAGGUCGCCGAUUCCUUGCAGUUUCUGCAGAGCCAGGCCCUGCAGAACUUCGGCGGCGACGGCCCUUCCGACGUCUUCGCUCCGGCCGGGCUGCCGCCGGACCUCCUCAAUCUCUUCCGCCUGGCGCGAUGCUCCUCGUCCUCAUUGCUCCCCAGCUCGUCUCUGUCGUUUGCAAACCCUAACUCCCCCGCGCCGCCCGUCCUCUUCGACCCGCUCGUCCACCUGAGCAAUUUGCAGCCGCAGCCCCCGUUCAUGAGAGAGCUGUUCCAGUCUCUGCCGAACGGUGGAGCCUGUGGGUACAACGGCUUGCCACUCGCCGGCUCGUCGUCGUUGCUUGGCGGUGGCAAUAACAUCGAGAGAGGGGAAACCGAAGGGGACGAGGGAAACAAUAUGGGGAUGACGAUGAUGUACUGCGAGGAGGAUGGAGGCCAUCAGUUUGUGGAGAACGAUAAUGGGGUUUUCAAGUUCGGGAGCGACAUGAUGGCGGACAUGGAGGGCUGCCGUGUCAAGGUGAAGAUGGGGAAGAGGAGGAGAGGGAAGGUGACCAAGCCUUACACCACCGAGAGGGACAGGAGGUCCCAGAUCAAUGUCAAGUACGACGCCUUGAAGAAGUUGAUCCCCAGCCCUACCAAGGGUGAUAGGGCAUCCAUAGUGGGAGAUGCCAUUGACUACAUCAAGGAGCUCUUGAGAACCGUCAACGAGCUGAAACUGCUUGCGGAGAAGAAAAGAUGGGGGAUAGAGAGAAGCAAGAGGCAGAAGGUCGAGGAGGAGGGCUUUGAUGGGGAGAUCUCCAUAACCCCGAACCCGGGCAACCCGGUGGAUCAGUCCUUCAACAGGACUCUGAGGAGCUCUUGGCUCCAGAGGAAGUCGAAGGUCACUGAGGUCGAUGUCCGCAUAAUUGAAGACGAGGUCACGAUCAAGCUCGUGCAGCGGAAGAAGAUCAAUUGCUUGCUGCAUGUGUCUAGGGUUCUUGAUGAGCUCCAGUUGGAUCUCCACCAUGUUGCUGGUGGCCACAUUGGUGAACACUACAGCUUCCUGCUCAAUACCAAGAUCUGUGAAGGUUCAACAGUGUAUGCUAGCGCGAUUGCGAGCAAGCUCAUAGAGGUUGUUGACCAGCAGUAUGCAGCCACACCACCACCGUGCAGCGGCUACUAGGGUUUGAUGAGUUGGAGAGGAGAAGAAGACGGCGGUAUUGGAUGGAUUAUGCUGCCUUGUUAUCAAUAGAUACUGACACUAAUACUUAGUUACAGAAUAAAUAUAGUAGGAAUCAAGGGCUGCUGUUUGGCCAUAAAAAUCAAGUACUGCUGCAAUACCCUUUCCCAUUCUCUUGCGGUGACUUCUUUGAUACUUGCUGGAUGCUAUGUCAAGUAUUUUCUGAAUC